AUGAACGGUCAAUCCGUUGUGCCACUUUCACUGCUACUUUCGGAUACAAGACCUCAGUUCUUCUUACCCAAGCCUAACAAUAUCAGCCUUAUUUACGAAUCCUAUCCGGCGGACUACCCGGCAGGCACCAUUGUGGUCACGUCCACAGCAGAUAUAUAUGUCAAGCUCUUCGCGAGCCCUGACUGGGCCUUCGUUAUAAGGCUCACAGCCAGCAAAGAACCUAUGUACAAUAUUCCUCAUGUCUCGAGCGCAUCACCUACGGGAACUCCGCUACAGACGUUGCCGCAAUACAACUAUCGACAUCAUUCGCGCGCCCGCGCCCCCCAAAUAGAACUCACGAUACCGUACCAUUAUGUACCGUUACUAUCCGCUCUCGACGAGCGCAGCAUUUCUUCCCCGGAUGAGCCGGCCUUUGCUCGAGACGCCCCAAUUGGCGAGAAGCUGAGCGUCUGCCUUUGGCUGAAAGGCAUUUGCCCGCGGCGCAAACGCACAAACGGCUUUUCCCACAAGCAGUACCGCGUGCGUGGCAGCAGCGACUCGGACGGCAGAAAGGGUCGGCCGAUCACCCGCGCGAAACUCGCACGCCUAUUAGCCCUCGACGUAUAUGAUUUCAUGAACCGCCGCCGGGUGGUCUAUCACGGCAGCGCCGUCGCGUUUCCCCAGUUGUGUCUCAAGGAGCGCCCGGGGCUCGGCUCCUGA
Messenger RNA from Trametes versicolor FP-101664 SS1, 699 nucleotides. RefSeq lists its product as uncharacterized. Lineage: Eukaryota; Fungi; Basidiomycota; Agaricomycetes; Polyporales; Polyporaceae. The transcript has 6 exons. The record is from RefSeq and is a predicted model, not a curated record. Bases 1 to 699 code for a protein of 232 amino acids.